Molecule: messenger RNA, 1925 nt
Organism: Capra hircus (goat)
Lineage: Eukaryota; Metazoa; Chordata; Mammalia; Artiodactyla; Bovidae
Gene: BMP3
Product: bone morphogenetic protein 3
Biological process (GO): SMAD protein signal transduction; osteoblast differentiation; BMP signaling pathway
Cellular component (GO): extracellular region
Molecular function (GO): cytokine activity; growth factor activity
Source: RefSeq, a predicted model, not a curated record
AGAGUGGGGCCCGUCGUGGUCCUGCUCGGGCAGCGUCCGGGCUCCGGGCGCCCUCGCCCCAGCUAGUUGGGUUUCCACCCUCGGCUCUGCCUCCGGAGGGACCUCGGAGGCACCUGGUCCGCGCCUCGGAGGGACCUCCCCCCCUCCUCCCAGGACGCAGCAGCGGAGCGGACCUCGCGAUGGCCGGGGCGCGCGGGCUGCUCCAUCUGUGGCUGAGCUGCUUGUGUGUGAGCCUGGCGCAGGGACAGAGACUCAGGCAGCCCUUCCCGGAGCUCCGCGUGGCUGUGCCGGCCGACCGCGCGGCAGGUGGCGGCCCCGAAUCCCCGCUGCAGCCCCUCGACCAGCUGUCGGAGCACAUGCUGCGGCUCUACGACAGGUACAGCGGCGGCGGAGCGGAGGAGGCGCCGACGCCGGGAACGGAGCGGGGCUCGCCGUCUUUGCGCCCCCAGCCGCUGCGCGAGGGCAACACGGUUCGCAGCUUUCGAGCCGGAGCCGCAGGAAUGCUUGAAAACAAGGAACUGCAUAUUUUUAACCUGACUUCUCUAACAAAGUCAGAAAACAUUUUAUCUGCCACACUGUAUUUCUAUAUCAGAGAGCUGAUAAAUAUAAGCCUAAGUUGUCCUGUGUCCCAGGAAUGCUCACAUCAUGCCCAGAGGAAACACAUUCAGAUUGACCUCUCUGCGUGGAUCCUCAAAUCCAGUGGAAACCAAAGUCAACUCCUGGGUCAUCUUUCGGUAGAUGGAGGGAAACCUCAUGGAGACUUUGUGUCCUGGCUGUCAAAAGACAUCACCCAACUUUUGAGGAAAGCCAAGGAAAAUGAGGAGUUUCUCAUAGGAUUUAACAUUACUACCAAAGGACACCAGCUGCCAAAGAAGAUGACACCCAGUCCUGAGCCUUAUAUCUUGGUGUAUGCCAAUGAUGCCGCCAUUUCUGAGCCGGAGAGUGUGGUGUCAAGCUUACAAGGACACCGGAAUUUCCCCACUGGAGCUGUGCCCAAACUGGACAGCCACAGUAGGGCUGCCCUUUCUAUGGAACGGAGGAGGAGGAAGCGCUCUACGGGGGUCCUUCUGCCUCUGCAGAACAAUGAGCUUCCUGGGGCAGAAUAUCAGUACAAGGAGGAUAGAGUAUGGGAGGAGAGGAAGCCUUACAAGACUCUUCAGACUCAGCCCCCUGACAAGAGUAAGAGCAAAAAGAAACAGAGGAAGGGGCCUCAACAGAAGAGCCAGACGCUCCAGUUUGAUGAACAGACCCUGAAGAAGGCAAGAAGAAAGCAAUGGAUUGAACCCCGGAAUUGUGCCAGACGGUACCUUAGAGUGGACUUCGCAGAUAUUGGCUGGAGCGAAUGGAUUAUCUCCCCCAAGUCCUUCGAUGCCUAUUACUGCUCCGGAGCGUGCCAGUUCCCCAUGCCAAAGUCUUUGAAGCCAUCCAAUCAUGCUACCAUCCAGAGUAUAGUGAGGGCCGUGGGGGUCGUUCCUGGAAUUCCCGAGCCUUGCUGUGUGCCAGAAAAGAUGUCCUCACUCAGCAUCCUGUUCUUUGACGAAAAUAAGAAUGUGGUACUUAAAGUAUAUCCAAACAUGACAGUAGAGUCUUGUGCUUGCAGAUAACCUGGUGAAGAGCUCAUCUGGAUGCUUAACUCAAUCGUUUAUUUUUAUGGACUUUUUUUGCACUGCCAAUGCAUUUCAUUUCAAAAGAUUUUUCAGUAGUCAAAGGCGAAUGAGCAAAUAGACUGAUGAUUUCCACUGAGGAGAACUGGACUGUAUUUGUUUCUGAAUGUAACUCAAAGCAAGAUUAAAUAUGGAAAUCUUUUUCUUUAAAAAAAUAAUUACACAAGAAAAACAAUCACUAAAACUGUUUUUAGAACUGUUGGAGAACACACUGAUUUAUUUUUGUAAUGUGCUUUGAAAAUAGAUUGGAAACAAACAAUA